ACCACAGUUGCAGGAAAAGAAACGGCAGAAGAGGGACCCGUGCUGGUGCUUCCUGCCAGCUGCGGCCGCGGCCCGGGGUGCUGGCUGGGGUGGGAGCCCUCCUCUCUUCCCCAGAAGACCCAGAGACGCCUGUUCUAAGACUGCAGGGCAUACUUUUGGAGUCUUGUACCUCAAUGCCCUCCUUUUACAGACUAGGAAACCGAGGCUGACGUGCGCCGGGAUUUAGCGGCAUUCCUGAGAUUAGAACUCACGCCCUCCACUUUCCCCCUGUCACAACUGCCCGGGAGAGGCGGAGAGCAGAAAUUGCCCCUCCCUCGGAAGUCUCGGGACUAGGUUUUUCCUGCCUGCGGGUCAGCUCUCUGGGAAACAGGCAUCCCCCUGCGGCUCAAGGAAGCCCUCCACGGGGAAGCCCUUCUGCAGCCUUGAGCCCCACGGAGGCUGCCGUGGGGGUGGGGAGGGGGGGGUGUCCGUGCUCUAGCCGAAGCGGAGCAGGGGACGCAGACGACUGACCUAGAAAGCCAUCUCUCUAAACGUGCGUGCGCCCACCUACAGGUACGUCAUUUGUGUCACACGCAAUGCAGCUAUGGCUCCAACUUCUUAUUAGUUACAGGAGUGCACCUUCUUAGAGGAAAUGAACAGCUUAGACUUUUUCUUCGAGGAAAGCUGCUCCUCGGGAGCCCGCCAUUAUGCCUCGCGAACGCGCACAGCGCCUCGGGUCACUCGUAGCUUCUCCCCACGUUCCUUAGGUUCCGCCCAGGACUACAAUUCCCGCCAGCCCUUGGGAUCCCGUUUUGGCGCACAGCUUGCUGGGAGGGAGGGAGGAGGGGGCGGACCCAGGCCAAUGGGUGCUGGCUCCCGAGGAGGAGAGCGAGCAGGAGGAGGACUCUGGCCCGGGCUCCAUUCAUCCCCUCUGCCUGCCGGGCUCAGGGCCUCGGUUUUGGGGAGCCAUGGAGGCGCUGAUUCCAGUCAUCAACAAGCUCCAGGACGUCUUUAACACCGUGGGCGCCGACAUCAUUCAGCUGCCCCAGAUCGUCGUGGUUGGAACCCAAAGCAGUGGAAAAAGCUCAGUGCUAGAAAGCCUUGUAGGGAGGGACCUACUCCCAAGAGGUACUGGAGUUGUCACCAGAAGACCCCUGAUUCUGCAAUUGGUCCAUGUUUCACAAGAAGAUAGAGGAAAAGCAUCUGGAGAUGACAAUGGCGUUCAAGCUGAAGAGUGGGGCAAAUUUCUGCACACCAAAAAUAAGCUCUACACUGAUUUUGAUGAAAUUCGACAAGAAAUUGAAAACGAAACCGAGAGGAUUUCAGGAAGUAAUAAGGGGGUCAGUCCGGAGCCCAUUCAUCUGAAGAUUUUCUCCCCCAACGUCGUGAACCUGACUCUCGUGGACUUGCCGGGCAUGACCAAGGUGCCUGUGGGCGAUCAGCCGAAGGACAUCGAGCUUCAGAUCAGAGAGCUCAUCCUCCGCUUCAUCAGCAACCCGAAUUCCAUUAUUCUGGCCGUCACUGCUGCUAACACCGACAUGGCGACCUCGGAGGCUCUGAAGAUCUCAAGAGAGGUGGAUCCAGAUGGCCGCAGAACCCUUGCUGUAAUCACGAAACUAGACCUCAUGGACGCUGGGACGGACGCCAUGGAUGUGUUGAUGGGACGGGUCAUACCCGUUAAACUGGGCAUCAUUGGAGUGGUCAACAGGAGCCAGCUGGACAUUAACAAUAAGAAGAGUGUAUCGGAUUCUAUCCGCGAUGAAUAUGCUUUUCUUCAAAAGAAAUAUCCAUCAUUAGCCAACAGAAAUGGAACAAAGUAUCUCGCUAGGACACUGAAUAGGUUGUUGAUGCACCACAUCCGGGACUGCUUGCCCGAACUGAAGACGAGAAUCAACGUGUUAGCCGCUCAGUACCAGUCUCUCCUGAAUAGCUACGGCGAACCCGUGGAUGACAAGAGUGCCACGUUAUUGCAGCUUAUUACCAAAUUUGCCACAGAAUAUUGCAACACCAUCGAGGGAACCGCAAAGUACAUAGAGACAUCUGAGCUAUGUGGUGGUGCUAGAAUAUGUUACAUUUUCCAUGAAACCUUUGGGAGAACAUUAGAGUCUGUUGACCCUCUGGGUGGCCUUAAUACCAUUGAUAUUUUGACUGCCAUUAGAAAUGCUACGGGACCCCGUCCUGCCUUGUUUGUGCCUGAAGUUUCAUUUGAAUUAUUAGUAAAGAGACAAAUCAAACGGUUAGAGGAGCCCAGCCUUCGUUGUGUGGAGCUGGUUCAUGAAGAAAUGCAAAGAAUUAUUCAGCAUUGUAGCAAUUAUAGUACCCAGGAGUUGUUGAGGUUUCCCAAACUUCAUGAUGCCAUAGUUGAAGUCGUCACUUGUCUUCUUCGGAAGAGGUUACCAGUUACAAAUGAAAUGGUCCAUAACUUAGUUGCAAUCGAAUUGGCCUACAUCAACACCAAACACCCAGACUUCGCGGAUGCCUGUGGGCUCAUGAACAAUAACAUCGAGGAGCAAAGGAGAAAUAGGUUGGCAAGAGAGUUAACUUCCACGGUGCCACGGGACAAGUCUUCUAAAGUUCCAGGUACUUUGGCACCUGCCUCCCAGGAGCCCUCUGCUGCUGCUUCUGCUGAGGCUGAUGGCAAGUUAAUUCAGGAGAGCAGAAGAGAAAGUAAACAUAUGGUCCCUGUAGGUGGCGUAGGCGACGGCACUCAAGAGCCCACGACAGGCAACUGGAGAGGAAUGCUGAAAACCUCCAAGGCGGAAGAACUGUUAGCGGAAGAGAAAUCCAAACCCAUCCCCAUUAUGCCGGCCAGUCCACAGAAAGGCCACGCUGUGAAUUUACUGGACGUGCCGGUGCCCGUUGCACGUAAACUAUCUGCCCGGGAACAGCGAGAUUGCGAGGUCAUCGAACGACUCAUCAAAUCGUAUUUUCUUAUUGUCAGGAAGAACAUCCAAGACAGCGUGCCGAAGGCAGUCAUGCACUUUCUAGUCAACCACGUGAAGGACACGCUUCAGAGUGAGUUAGUGGGGCAGCUCUACAAAUCCCUGUUACUGGAUGAUCUUCUGACUGAAUCUGAGGACAUGGCCCAGAGAAGGAAGGAGGCCGCCGACAUGUUAAAGGCCUUACAGCGAGCCAGUCAGAUCAUUGCUGAGAUUCGGGAAACUCAUCUUUGGUGAAGAAAAGUCCCCAGCAUGCACGGAGGCGAAGAUGCUGCCUCUUGUACUAGUUGUUGCAAAUUUCACUCGAGUGUCAUUUAGGAAUUCUUGUGUUUGGAACUAUGUAAAUCUGUUAUGAGAAAUUGAGACAGAAAAUAUACCGUUUUGCAGAAGAAACAUAUAUAGACAUAUACAUACAUAUAUAUAUAUAUAUAAACCCCCCAUGUUAAAUAUGAAUAGCUGGUUCCCUGAAAUGUUCUGUGUGUGUGUGUGUGUGUGUGUGUGUGUGUCUGUAUAUGUACGUUCCAGCAGUGCCAGGGUUCUGGAGCCAGUUGUUUGUCCAGCUUAUCUUGUCCUAUCUCACAAGGUCUUGUGAUCUCCUAAGCAGUCUCGAGCAAUGACCAGCACGAGCCCACCAGACGAAAUAGAAGCGAGCGAUUUUGAUCGGAAAGCAUGCAUAGACUCCAAGCCAGCAACUGUGAUCUGGCCCUCAGAUUUGCAAGUUGCUCAAGUUGGACAUCAUUUUAGAAUCCACAUUUCCUCAAUGACCAUCUUUUAGCGUCUUCACUUCCUUCACUUUAGAUUGGCUAGCAAGAAAGCUGAAGGCAAAAGGAGGGUGAUGCUAAUGCCUGGAAAGAACCCAUGAGUACCGGGCUCUUCUGAGCCUGGGACCAAAAUUUUUAGUCUCAAUGCUUUAAAAAAAAGGGCAAAUCGUCCAUUUUGACUUCAGAGAUUCACACUUUUAUGCUCUUCUUUAAAGACCGAAGUUAAUGAAAGUGGAAUUGUUUCUAGAAGUAACGAUGUCCCAUAUUAGGUGACUUGGGAAGCAGUGGGGGGAGGGACAAAGUAUCUCCUGGUUUCUUUUUUGCCCCCAAAGCAAGGACUGAUUAUAAGGCCGUAUCUUCUUUGCCAAGAACUGCUAGGAAAGGCUACUGACGACUAUACACACACCUCAUCAAAAUUCAGUUUUAAAACAGAUAAGUCCUUGAAACCCUUUCAAAAUGGCCCCAAAUUGGGGAAAUUGGGUACUCUACCAGACAUGCCUUGGGCAACAUUUUAGGAAUACCUUGUGUUACACUAUACACGUCACAGGCACAGCUAAAGCCCAUACCUACUGUUCCAUACACCCAGAAACAGUAAGCCCAUAUCACCUGAUCUCACGCCCAUGCUAGUAAGCUACCAGCAGUAGUAGUGACAGAUUAUAACCGGACGUUUUCUGUUUUGUUUCAAGUGUUGGGUGGGUAGGCGAGAAACAUUCAAGUGAAGCCCCGAGGUAGAGAGAAAACUUCUGACCUUGAUUGUGUUGUUGCUGUUGUAAAUAAAACUGCUGUGAAAGACAGCCAAUAAACAGAACUUUGGAA
This is a messenger RNA of Monodelphis domestica (gray short-tailed opossum), 4495 nucleotides long. It is a transcript of the gene DNM1L, whose product is annotated as dynamin 1 like. Gene Ontology annotation, molecular function: GTPase activity; GTP binding; microtubule binding. Gene Ontology annotation, biological process: peroxisome fission; mitochondrial fragmentation involved in apoptotic process; endocytosis. Gene Ontology annotation, cellular component: cytoplasm; membrane; microtubule. NCBI's taxonomy places the organism in Eukaryota, Metazoa, Chordata, Mammalia, Didelphimorphia, Didelphidae. The record is from RefSeq and is a predicted model, not a curated record.